Messenger RNA from Rotaria sp. Silwood1, 693 nucleotides. Lineage: Eukaryota; Metazoa; Rotifera; Eurotatoria; Philodinida; Philodinidae. The record is from the annotation of a GenBank genome assembly.
AUGUCGAAAGUUCGCUCUCGAAGCGAUUCACCAAUAGAUCUUUGGUAUCCAUCUCUAAUCAUUCCAUUAUCGUCUUCUUCUGGUCAAGAAUUAUUUUCUACAUCAUUACAUAUUGCUUAUGAUCGUCUUAAUCCUCAUUUUGAACCUCAAGAACAGUUAUCAUUUUGUGGUGUUGCUUCUGCUUCUAUUUUGCUGAAUACUCUUUUACCAUUUCAAAAAUGGACUCAAUCUACUCUUUAUUCAACUGUUGCUCGAGCUCAUAUGUUAAAUGGAAUAACUUUAGCUAAAUUAUCUCAUGUUCUUCAACUUUGUGGUCUUUCUUCUAUAAUUCGAUAUUGUGAAGAUGAAACUAUUGAAGAACAAUUUCGUUAUGAUCUUCAACAACCAGAAAAUUUUAUAAUUGUUAAUUAUUGGAGACAAUUUCAAGAAAAAGAUAAAAAUUAUAUUCAUCGAGGUGGACAUUUAAGUUUAAUCGGUGGAUUUAAUAAAAAAACAGAUUAUGUUCUAAUUAUGGAUACAAGUCAUACAAGAUUUCCUCAUCAUUGGUUAUCAUUAAAACACUUAGUAAGAAUGAUGUCAACAUAUGAUAGAAUGGCAUCAAUGCCAAGAGGAUAUUUAAUUAUUAAUUAUCCAAAACAGAGUAAAGAAAAUGAUCAAUUAAAUUUUUACAGUUAUGAUGAAUUUCACACGUAA